AAGAAGCCAUAAUUAGGUCGGUAAAUUCACAAGUAGUAGGAUGAGACAGGUAGACUGUCUGUGCGCGCUCGGCAGCCCGAGAAACGCGCCGAGAGCGCUUGCUCCAAACUGGUUUAUAACACUAGAAAAAAGUUUCGGUCACCUUUCUAAUGGAUGAAUUUCGAUUCUAUACAUUUGAAAGAGUACUUUAAGCCAAAAAAAAAAUUUUCGAUUUUUUGAAAGUACAAAGGUGGUAUCCUGCCUUAAUAUAUAUUUACCAGUAAGAACACGAGAAAAGCAAAGAGUGUAUCCCCUCCCGUGCAAAUGCGUGCUGCUCGCGGACACCAAAGUUUCUAUCAUUGCGCGUAUCGUUUCAAUCGUUACAAUACGCAAGCGCGAAUAUAGAGACUUGCUAGCGAUGAACAGACAAAAGAGAAAACAGUCGUCGCCUCGUGACAUUGCGUUAUACUUCACGAACGCGAAAGUACCAACAGUAGAGUCUCAAGUGAAAAACAUUUUACAAUGUACAACAAUAAAAAUUACAAACGUGACAUAAGUUAUACAUACGAAUUGAAUCGGUUUUUUCUUCGCAUAUUGGGCGUCUGGCCCAACGCAAACAAGAAAAUCUGUCUUUUACAAAAGCUGACGAAGAGCGUGCUGAUUUUCGGAUGCUACUUUAUCCUUUGUUGCGAUCUAAUUUCUGUACUCCUUUAUAUAUUCGUGGUGCAGAAGGAGACACGCGCGAGAAUUAAGGUUAUAGGCGUUGUGUUAUUCAUGAUUGUGUCGAUUUUAAAGUAUAGCAAUAUGUUGUACGUGGAGAAUCAAAUGAAGGAUUGCUUGGCGUGUGUGGAGAAAGAUUUUCAAAGUGUUACUAGUUCGACUGAGCGCAACACGAUGCUUUUUCACGUGAAAACUAGCAGACAUUUGUUGAUCUUGUGCGGAAUAUUUAUGUAUGGCGCCGGUAUGACAUAUCGAACAGCCAUACCGUUAUCAAGAGGGAAGAUUGUCACCGCUCAGAACAUUACAAUUAGACCUUUGCCGUGUCCUGCUUACUAUGUAGUGUUCGAUCCACAGAUCAGUCCGGCUUACGAGAUUGUAUUCUUCGUACAGUGUUUCACGGGUUUCAUCAGGUAUACGAUCACAGUGGCAGGUUGUGGCACUGUGGCGCUCUUCACGAUGCAUAUCAUCGCGCAAUUAGACAUCUUAAUGGUACUAAUGAACAAUUUGACGGUCAAACAUGAGCUUGAGCAUGUGAACAAGAAAUUAUCUGUUAUCGUACAAUAUCAAAUAAAAAUACGAAAUUUUUUAGAUAUGGUGCAAGGCGUUGUACAUUUCUCGAGUUUUGUAGAACUUGUAGCAUGUACUUCCAUAUUAUGCCUCAUGAUAUAUUGCUUAAUUAUGGAAUGGGAGGCCAGCAAUGCCGUAGCCAUUUGUACGUAUUGUAUUUUAGUGAUGUCAUUCACUUUCAACACAUUUAUAUAUUGUUUUAUUGGUGAGCAACUUUCUGAAAAGGGAGAAGAAGUAGCUUGGACUGCAUGUACGUUAGAUUGGCACCUUCUUCCGGAUGCAAAUGUGCGGGCAUUAAUUCUAAUUAUGCUCAUGUGUAAUAAGACAAUGAAACUUAAGGCAGGCAAUUACUUGGAGUUAUCCUUUAGGACAUUCGGGUCUGUUGUUAAGACAGGCGUGGGAUAUUUAAAUCUCCUUCGAUCAGUUGUAGAUUGAAUUACAAUACAUUUAUUUAUAGAUUAAUUUAGCGUAAAAUGGAGAAACUAUUAAGUAUGUAAUGUUGAAGUAAACAUAAUUAGAUAUUGAAAGUUAAA
Odontomachus brunneus is the source of this 1799-nucleotide messenger RNA. Its product is annotated as odorant receptor 30a-like. The transcript is spliced from 5 exons. Bases 502 to 1701 code for a protein of 399 amino acids. Gene Ontology annotation, cellular component: plasma membrane. The record is from RefSeq and is a predicted model, not a curated record. Gene Ontology annotation, molecular function: olfactory receptor activity; odorant binding. Gene Ontology annotation, biological process: detection of chemical stimulus involved in sensory perception of smell; sensory perception of smell. Lineage: Eukaryota; Metazoa; Arthropoda; Insecta; Hymenoptera; Formicidae.